UGGAUAAUCAAAUUCUCUCUCUUCCUGUAAUUCUCUUGGGCGACCUUGUUUUCCUAUUUGUGCUGCUAAGAAUAUGCAGCAAAUUGAAAAACAAGAAGUCAAAUUCAGUGGCCCCUCCCUCUCCACGGAAGCUACCCCUGAUAGGAAACUUGCACCAAAUGAUUUGCUCUUUGCCUCAUCGUCGGUUAAGAGACUUGGCCAACAAAUAUGGACCUCUUAUGCACCUUCAGCUCGGUGAAGUCUCAACCAUAGUCAUUUCUGCUCCAGAAUUUGCCAAAGAAGUAAUGAAAACCCAUGACAUUAUUUUUGCUUCAAGACCUUAUGUCCUUGCAGCAGAGAUCCUGCUAUAUAAUUUCAGCGAUAUUGGUUUUGCACCAUAUGGAGAAUACUGGAGACAGAUGCGUAAAAUAUGCACAAUGGAACUCUUCAGUGGAAAAAGGGUCCAAGCAAUGCGAUGGAUCAGAGACGAAGAGGUAUCGGAGCUUGUUAAAUCCAUUUCUUCAAAGUCAAGGUCAGAAAUCAACCUCACCGAGAUGUUAAUCUGUUCAACAUAUUUGAUCACUUCAAUGGCAACAUUUGGUGGGAGUUACAAGAGGCACGAAAAAUUUGUACCACUUGUAAAACAAAUAGCAGAGGUUUUAGGAGGUUUCAGUUUGGCUGAUGUGUUCCCUUCCAUAAAAUUCUUUCGUACGAUCGUUCUGAUGAAGACUCAACUUGAGAGAAUGCAUCACGAAGUUGAUGAGAUACUUGAAAGCCUUAUCAUUGAAAAAAAAGGCAACAAGUCUAGAAUCGAUUCCAAUGGGGAGGUCGUCAAAGAUUUGAUCGACGUUCUUUUAAAUCUUCAAGAACAUGGAGAAUUUCAGUUUCCCUUAACAACAGAGAACAUCAAAGGAAUUAUACUGGACAUUUUCAUUGCUGGGAGCGAAACGUCUUCUUCGACAGUAGAAUGGACAAUGUCAGAGUUGCUAAAAAAUCCGAGAGUAAUGGCAAAGGCUCAAGCGGAGGUGAGGCAGGUCUUUGAUAGAAAAGGAUGUGUAGACGAAGCAAGAAUCGAAGAGCUAGAAUUCAUGAAACUAGUUAUCAAAGAAACUCUAAGGUUACACCCUCCCCUUCCCUUGAUACUUCCGAGAGAAUGCAGAGAGAAGUGUCAGAUUCUUGGUUAUGACAUACCUGUCAAAACACAAAUCAUCAUUAAUGCAUUUGCUAUUGGAAGAGAUCCUAGGUACUGGAUUGAUGCCGAGAAGUUCUCUCCUGAGAGAUUCGUUAAUAGUUCGAUUGAUUUUAAGGGAAAUAACUUUGAAUUUAUCCCAUUUGGUUCUGGAAGGAGGAUGUGCCCUGGCAUAUCAUUCGGACUAGCAAACGUUGAGCUUACGCUUGCAAAUUUACUCUACCAUUUUGACUGGAAGCUCCCUAACAACAUCAAACCACAAGAACUAGACAUGACGGAGCGUUUUGGUAUCGAAGUUCGAAGAAAAAAUGAUCUUUAUUUAAUCCCCAUCCCUUACCAAGCUACACAUGUUGAGUAAAAACAAAAGGAAUUACGUUUUAUCCAGAAUAAAUUCUCACUUGUGGUUUAUCAUUUCCCACGUACGCAUUGAAUCGUGUGCUUUCUAUCUCUGUUGUUGUUUUUCCAGCGCUUACUGUGGCCAUGGAAUAUGUAUCUUGUACUAAUUACUUUGUUCUACAAUUCCUGUUAAUUGUUCAUUAACUCUGUUA
Molecule: messenger RNA, 1716 nt
Organism: Tripterygium wilfordii
Lineage: Eukaryota; Viridiplantae; Streptophyta; Magnoliopsida; Celastrales; Celastraceae
Product: premnaspirodiene oxygenase-like
Exons: 2
Coding region: 159-1526 (455 amino acids)
Molecular function (GO): monooxygenase activity; oxidoreductase activity, acting on paired donors, with incorporation or reduction of molecular oxygen; heme binding
Source: RefSeq, a predicted model, not a curated record